UCUUCUCACUUCUCAAUAUUAUUAUUUUCCUCUUACACAGAAUCAAAUUCCCCUACAUCAACCCCACUUUAUCAUACUUCUCUUAGCUUAUAAUUAAUUUUUUUUAUAAAACCUUUGUUCUACUACUCCACAAAUAUUCAUAUAUAUUAAUAUUUUUUUAAAAAAAAAAUGGUUGGUAAAAAUAAUUCCAAUCACCUCCCUCCUGGAUUUAGGUUUCAUCCAACAGAUGAGGAAUUAAUCAUGUAUUAUCUUCGAAAUCAAGCUACCUCCAAGCCUUGUCCAUCUUCAAUCAUCCCCGAAGUUGAUGUCUAUAAGUUCGAUCCCUGGGAAUUGCCUGAAAAAACUGAAUUUGGAGAAAAAGAAUGGUAUUUCUUCACCCCACGUGAUAGAAAAUAUCCAAAUGGUGUUAGGCCAAAUAGGGCAGCUGUGUCUGGUUAUUGGAAAGCCACAGGCACAGAUAAAGGUAUAUAUAGUGGAACAAAAUAUGUUGGUAUUAAAAAAGCUCUUGUAUUUUAUAAAGGAAAACCCCCUAAAGGUAUCAAGACUGAUUGGAUCAUGCAUGAAUAUAGAUUGAGUGAAUCAAGGACUCAACCAACUAGGCCAAAUGGAUCCAUGAGGUUGGAUGAUUGGGUACUUUGUAGAAUUUAUAAGAAGAAGAAUUUGGGAAGAGCUAUAGAGAUGAUGAAAGUUGAAGAAGACACACAAGAACCUCAAAUAAUGAGUGUUAUUACUCCUAUUCAUGAAGUUGUGGCUUCUAAUGGACAACAAACAUUGAAACUACCAAGGACUUGUUCACUAUCUCAUUUAUUAGAAAUGGAUUAUUUUGGAUCAAUUUCACAACUAUUUGAUGACAAUAAUUCAUACAAUACUAUAAGCCAAAAUAAUACAUUAAUGACCAAUGUUAAUGGAUAUGUUGUGCCUCAUCAAGCCAUGGAGAAAUUUCAACUAGGGGAAGUGUCACAAAUUUCUAUGAAUCCAUCCUAUCAAUUUCAGUAAGAAGGCGGUACGCGGUGAUUAAAUAUUUCGACAACAAUAAUUACUAUGCCUCAAUUCAAAACAAGUUGAUUAGUCGUGGACUACUAGUAUCUCAUCAAUAAUUGUAACGUAUAGAUGAAAUUUAAAGGUCAUGGUACUAUAGGUAUAUAAAAAAAAAGAUUGUUGUAUUACUAUAGAAUUUUAUUUUCUAGCACUUGUUUGAAAAAUAAUUAAAUUUGGUUCUGAAAUUGUAAUAUUAAUAUUUUACAAA
Solanum pennellii is the source of this 1246-nucleotide messenger RNA. RefSeq names its product NAC domain-containing protein 2. Lineage: Eukaryota; Viridiplantae; Streptophyta; Magnoliopsida; Solanales; Solanaceae. The record is from RefSeq and is a predicted model, not a curated record. Gene Ontology annotation, molecular function: DNA binding. The transcript is spliced from 3 exons. Bases 169 to 996 code for a protein of 275 amino acids. Gene Ontology annotation, biological process: regulation of DNA-templated transcription.